Molecule: messenger RNA, 1341 nt
Organism: Penicillium subrubescens
Lineage: Eukaryota; Fungi; Ascomycota; Eurotiomycetes; Eurotiales; Aspergillaceae
Exons: 1
Coding region: 1-1341 (446 amino acids)
Biological process (GO): proteolysis
Molecular function (GO): metallopeptidase activity
Source: RefSeq, a predicted model, not a curated record
AUGUCUUCAAAUUCCACUCCCCGCUGCAACCAUUCGUCUGCUUCGGUGACUUGUUCGCAAAACGCCGCGAAAGCAGGGUUCAAAAGACCAGACACAAAACAGCGCCUUGCAGCAACAAGGUCUGAUAAGCCGUCAAAAAUUCAUGAUUUCAAAUCAAUACCAGCUGAUGAUCCCUGGACUUUCCCAGCUCCCUUACUACUGCCGGGCGAUGAUCUCAGUGAAGACCCUGAGUAUCCACCGCAGAGUUUUCAAGAAUGGCUCGAUGAAGAAGACCGCAACCCAGUGUCCGCAAAACGUAAGACGGUAUAUGUAGUCACUGCACCGGAAAUUGAGGAUGAUGUUCAGUUCAUGCGGACAUGGGACAACCGUCUUGGUGACAGACAUCAUGUCGCUCAACCCUCGGCUGAGGCGAUCCUCGACUACCUACAAGCAUUUUACCAUGGCCUACCUGUCAAGUCUCUACCUCGAUUAACUCCUGCAUUUACCGCAUGGGAUGAGGAGCCUAAGACAAAGCGAAAGCCGCGUCAGCCGCGUCAGCCGAAAUACAUCGCUCUAAAGUUCGGAAAUGAGUGUGUUCGUAUCCGCAUUCGCCCAUCGCCAGACGGGAUCUUUGGUGGUCAACUGAAUCUGGAUGAUCUACUCGAUGCCGCUAUAGCCAUGCUACCCAAAGAUGCAUAUGCACUGUUGCUUCUGGUCCAUCAGGAUCUCUACGAAGAUGAGGAUGACGAAUUUGUCUGCGGCCGCGCUUAUGGUGCGAGCAGAGUCGCAGUUGUCUCGAGUGCGAGAUACAACCCAGCAUUGGACGAACAUCAAUCUGUUGAAAGGCUCCAUGCCUGGCCAGCAUCGCACUGCGAAAAUUACAUUGCCACGUGCUUCACAACGUCUGGACCCAAGGUAAAACGACAAAAGACAUCGAAGCCAACAAAGCCAAUCGAGAUCAAAGACUCCAGCUCUAUUUCGUCUUCCCCGUUGAUGGCCGCAAUGUCCAUCUAUCGAGACUUGGAAACCACCAACCGGUCACCAUCAGCUCUUUCUACUCUCUGGCUGGGUAGAAUGUGUCGGACUGCCGCACACGAGCUCGGCCACUGUUUUGGUAUCGACCAUUGCGUCUACUACGCCUGUGCUAUGCAAGGAACCGCUUCAAUCCGCGAAGAUGCUCGACAACCUCCUUUUCUCUGUCCAGUAGAUCUGGCCAAACUCACACAUGCAACUGGAGCUACGGCAGCCCAAAGAUAUAAGGCUCUCCUUGAUUUUUGCGACAGGCCUGAAUACGGAGAGUGUCUCUUCUUUGCACCCUUCGCAGAGUGGAUCCGAGGGAUGUUGGGCACGACAUUGCAAUGA